Messenger RNA from Papaver somniferum (opium poppy), 1380 nucleotides. RefSeq lists its product as uncharacterized. The record is from RefSeq and is a predicted model, not a curated record. Bases 1 to 1380 code for a protein of 459 amino acids. The transcript is spliced from 4 exons. Lineage: Eukaryota; Viridiplantae; Streptophyta; Magnoliopsida; Ranunculales; Papaveraceae.
AUGAGUGGAGAGGCAGCGGCAGUGGCGGAUAAUUUACUCGUUUCGAUCACGGGGGUUGUCAACCUUUGGUUGGCUGGUAAAUGCCCUGAGUCUCUUGGUGAGUUCAUUGGAAGUGCUCCCUUAACUCCUCUACUCAAACCAGGUGGUGGUAUUCGGCCCAUUGCGGUGGGUAGGGUUUGGCGGAGAUUGGUUUCGAAGGUGGCUGCUUUUUCCGUUGGAAAGUACAUGAGUUCUUACUUAGGCGACUACAAUUUGGUGUUGGAGUGCCUGAUGGUGGAGAGAGCAUUUUACAUGCUAUCUCAACUCAUCAAGGAGGUUCGUCUACAUUGUCCAGGUAUUUCUCGCUGGGUAGAGUUUUGUUACUUACAACCUACUAAGCUUUAUUAUGACCAAUAUAUCUUGUCAUCCACACUUGGGGUUCAACAAGGCGACCCCCUCGGUCCCUUGAUGUUCACGUUGACACUUCACCCUCUUGUGAAGUUUAUUGCUUCUCAAUGCAAACUUGAUUUACAAGCGUGGUACCUUGAUAAUGGGACUAUUAUUGGUGAUACUUUAGAGGUAGCCAAGGCCUUGCAUAUAAUAGAAACAGAGGGACCAGGUAGAGGGUUGCAUCUUAAUGUGAAGAAAACCGAAGUCUUUUGGCCUUCUAUUGAUCCAAGAAGCACGGCUGAUGGGGUCUUUCCCCGUGACAUUGGUAGACCUACUAACGGUGUUGAACUUUUAGGUGGUCCGGUGAGUUUGGAUUUGAACUUCAUUAGCGACAUGAUGUUGACCAGGGUGAAUAAGAAUGUUCAACUGAUGGCGGCAAUAAAAAAGCUCAAGGACCCUCAAAGUAAAAUGUUAUUACUUCGCAACUGCACUUGUGUAUCUAGAUUAUAUUUUGCAAUGCGAACUACCAAUCCAGCAUCAUUGCAACCAGCCUCUGAGAUUUUUGAUGAUCAUCUGCUUAAGUAUUUGAGAUUACUCAUCACGGGUGAUGGUGCAGAUUUCGGUCCUUUACAGCAGAGGUCAGCUACCUUGCCUAUCAAAGACGGCGGUCUGGGCAUUUAUACCAUGGAUGAUACCCGUAAUUACUGUUACCUUGCUUCCCAGAGUCAGACAGCUUCAGUGCAGAAGAUUAUUCUUGGUAAAUUAUCCUCAACAAACAAAUUUUCUGCUUAUCAGAUGGCUCUUCAGAACUUUAUUCAGUGCCUUGGUCCUAGACAGUUCCGUGUUGUGUUAUGCAAUCGUCUUGGUAUUCCUUUGUUUGUUGAGAAUGUUGAUAUUUUUUACAAGGCUAGUGUACAUGUGCGUAAGGAAGCCAAUCUUGGUAUUCUGACAGAUGAUGGUAAAGAUUUGAGGCCUGCUGAUAUCCUUGUUCUCAACUGGGACAAUGGGUAA